This is a messenger RNA of Hypoxylon trugodes, 1584 nucleotides long. RefSeq names its product FAD/NAD(P)-binding domain-containing protein. Lineage: Eukaryota; Fungi; Ascomycota; Sordariomycetes; Xylariales; Hypoxylaceae. Gene Ontology annotation, biological process: secondary metabolite biosynthetic process. The record is from RefSeq and is a predicted model, not a curated record. The transcript has a single exon. The coding region runs from base 127 to 1446 and encodes 439 amino acids. Gene Ontology annotation, molecular function: FAD binding.
GUUAUUACGUAUUCCGGACAACCCCUUAAAGUCAAAAUUGCUACAGGUCGAGUAUGACCUCUCAAUUCUAUAAGCAGGUAGGUAUGAUUGCUAUGUGAACUUCACCUCUGUAAGUAUGUUUCGAAGAUGAGCGACAAUCGUAUAAAAAUCGCGAUCGCAGGCGGUGGUAUCGCUGGGCUUGCUCUCGCAGCAGGGUUAGCUAAGAAACCUCAUAUCGAUGUGCAUGUUUACGAGGCGGUACCGGCUUACAAAGAUGUCGGCGCGGGUCUGGCGCUCCAUCUUAACGCCAUAAAGGCUAUGGCACUUACUGGUCCCGAAGUGAGACAAGCAUACUUUGACAAGGCGUUGACAAUGGGCGAUGAGAAUCAAGAGAUGGCUACUGAAGUAAUCCUAGCCCAGGGACCACAUAUGGGCCAACUAGUAGCGGAACUGGGUAGGGCAAAGGGGAGGAAGACAGUUAGCCGAGCUGACCUUCUAGAUGGAUUCCUCGCGUUGAUCCCGAGGGAUUGUAUCAGUUUCGGUAAGAGACUCGUUGGUAUUAACGAACAGCUCUCCGGUAGACACAGGGUCGGCUUGACGUUUCAGGACGGGACCGAAGCCGCGGUGGACUGUCUCUUGGGCGCGGAUGGAGUUCACAGCAUGACACGAAGCUAUCUUCUCGGAGCGGAUCAUCCAGCGACGUCGCCAAAAAAUCACGACGGUUGGCAGAUCUACCGUACCAUGGUACCGACCGAAGAAGCGAAGAAGCAAAUAAAUCCUAAAUGGACCACCAGCGUACCCAUCCUAUUAGGUCCUCGGGGACACAUCAACUGCAUACCACUGAACAAGAACACUCGCCUAAGUGCCGGUGUAGCGGUACGCGGAGCCGUUUUCUCAGCAAAAGACGGACAAGCCCCACCCCUCGACCCAGCGCUCUACGCCGAUUACAGCGAAGAAGCGCAACAAAUCGUACGCAUGGUAGCGCGGGAUACAAGCGCUUCAUGGACGGCUGCCGAUCACGACCACGCGCCAUACUAUGCGCGAGGGCACGUCGCUAUGUUCGGUGACGCCGCACAUGCCUCCCUACCGUUUGCAGGUAACGGCGCUGCGCAAGCUCUUGAAGACGCUGCCGUACUCGAUUACCUUUUCGCGCAUGUGGAACGACCCGAACAAAUACCCUCCGCAUUAAGAGCGUUUGAUGAAGCGCGUCGGGGCCGUAGUCAAGCUGUUGUGGAUCUCGCGCGGAGAUUCGGUCGCGUGUAUGCGUAUGCUGAAGAUGGUAUGCAUGAGGACCCCGUUCGCAUGAAGAAAUUUUUCGGCGAGAUGGCGGCGUUUACGAAUGAGUUUGAUGUUGGGGGGCAGAAUGAUAGGGCACUGGAUGUGUUUGUGAAGUUGGAGACGGGUAAUGGGGUGGUGGAUGGUAUGGACAGGGUAAACGGGGUGACUGAUGGAGGGUUGAAGAAUUAGAGGUUUGGGUAUAGAAUAUGGUAUAGCAGGCAGGUUUUGUGAAUUUGGAUAUGUACACUUCUAGAUUUACAGGGGAUAGAAAGGCAAUAUGCUGUAAUUAGGGGCGUUAACCACUGUACUUAGGCGGACCAAUUUACG